AUGAAAGAACCGAUUGCAAUUGUGGGUAGUUCCUGCCGGUUCCCAGGCGGUGUAACCUCUACGGCCGAACUCUGGGAGCUUCUCUACAAUCCACGCGAUGUCUUGACCGACUUCCCUUCCCAUAAACUCAACCUCUCCGGCGUCUAUCAUCCUGACCCUGAUCACCUUGGCUCCACAAACGUCCCAAACAGAGCCUAUCUCCUGCACACCGAUCACCGUCACUUCGAUGCUGCCUUCUUCGGAAUUUCUCCUUCCGAAGCUGAGUGCAUGGAUCCUCAGCAACGGGUGUUGUUGGAAACAACAUACGAAGCCCUGGAGGCUGCAGGAUAUACCCUUCAGCAAAUGCAAGGAUCCUCGACUGCGGUGUUUGUCGGCGUCAUGACUUCAGACUAUCAUGACAUCCAAAUGCGUGAUCUAGAUUCUGCUGGGAGGUGGAAUGCGACCGGAACAGCCCCUAGUCUGUUGUCGAAUCGAUUAACGUAUUUCUUUGACUUGAAAGGCCCAUCGAUUACGAUCAACACCGCGUGCUCGAGCUCUUUGGUCGCGCUGCACUAUGCUGUUCAAAGUCUAAGGAAUCAGGAAGCGGAGCUAGCCAUUGUUGCAGGAGUCAAUCUGAUUCUGGACGUGGGAACAUACGUUAGCGAAUCGAAACUACAUAUGUUGUCGCCUACAUGCAGGUGUCGAAUGUGGGAUGAAGCGGCCGACGGCUACGCCCGGGGUGAGGGAUGUGCUUCUGUCAUUCUGAAACCGCUAAACCACGCGAUAGCCGACGGCGAUACCAUAGCAGGCAUAGUCAGAGAGACAUUAAUUAACUCAGACGGCCGCUCGCCCGGGAUUACGAUGCCGAGUGUUGAGGCUCAGGCAAGCCUGAUUCGGCAAACAUACCUGAACACUGGUCUUGAUCCCGUCAGAGAUCGGUGUCAGCUUUUCGAAUGCCAUGGAACAGGCACACCCGCAGGGGAUCCUGUUGAAGCCCAAGCAAUCCAAAGAGUUUUCUUCCCCAAAGACUCCACGUUCAACGCAGCCGACAAGCUUCAUGUAGGGUCCAUCAAAACACUCGUGGGACAUUUGGAAGGUUGUGCUGGCCUGGCAGGACUACUAAAAGCAGUCGAAUGUAUCAAAAACCGUACGAUUACUGCGAAUUUGCUUUUCGAUAAGCUCAACCCAAGGAUCGAACCAUUCUACAACCAUAUAGAAGUUCCAACUCAAAAUCUCAGAUGGCCUUCUCUAGUCCCAAACAACCCACUGCGUGCCAGUGUGAACUCAUUUGGAUUCGGCGGAACCAAUGCGCACGCCAUCAUUGAGAGUUAUACGCCUCUCACAGAUGUAAGUUCACAGAGAGACGAUGUGCUUGAAAGUGCCAAUCGAGACCUACUCGUAGGUCCGUUUGUGUUCUCUGCCAAGACCCGGUUCUCAUUAAUGCAAAAUCUUCAGCUCACGGCGAAUUAUGUCAGAAGCCAUCCCUCGACAAGUUUGAACGACUUAGCAUGGGUGCUAAGUUGCAAAAGAACGUUUCUUCCCUUGAGAACAUCGUUCUCUGCGAAUAGCCGCGAUGAGCUUUUGGGCAUGAUUGAGAGAACCGUUAAAAUGAAAGAAUCGGACCUUGAAGCCGAUCUCAAUCGCUCGGCACGAAUGAGCCCGAAGGAAAAGAGUGCUAUUCUUGGUAUUUUUACUGGUCAAGGUGCACAAUGGGCAGCCAUGGGCCGUGAUCUGGUCCAGUCCUGCCCCAUAUUCCGAGACUCAAUUGAAAAAUGUCAGCGAGCACUAGAGGGUCUGCCGGAUGGACCUUCAUGGUCGCUACAGAAUGAACUUACUGCAGACGAACCAUUUUCGAGAGUCGCCGAAGCGGAAUUAAGCCAGCCACUGACGACAGCAAUUGAAAUUGCAAUUUGCGAUCUUCUCAGUGCUGCUGGUAUACAGCUUGAUGUUGUUGUGGGCCACUCUUCGGGAGAGAUUGCCGCUACCUAUGCCGCUGGGAUCCUAUCGGCAGAGGACGCCAUCAAGAUCGCCUACUAUCGUGGAUACCACGCUAGACAGGAGAGCACCAGGUGCUCAUCACGGCCCGGUGCAAUGAUGGCCGCCAGCCUAUCUUAUACCGAGGCGACGCAAUUCUGCACCCAGCCACUGUUUCGGGGAAGAAUCGUUGUUGCAGCCAGUAAUUCACCCACAAGUGUGACCCUUUCAGGUGAUCGCGAUGCCAUCUUCGAAGCCAAAGUACAAUUUGACAACCGAAAUACAUUCUCUAGGAUCUUGAGGGUCGAUGUAGCCUAUCAUUCUCAUCACAUGCGCGCUUGUGCAGACGCAUACUUGACAUCUUUGAAGGCGUGCAAUAUCCGAGGGAGAUCACCACGAGAAGGAUGCAAUUGGACUUCGAGCGUAAAGGAGAACGACUUCUCUCUAGAUACUGAUAUGUCUGCUCUAUCUGGUCAGUAUUGGGUGGACAACAUGGUGCAGCCCGUGCUCUUCUCGCAGGCGUUGGAACUUUCGUUUCAGAGGAAUAGCCUGCCUGACUUGUGCAUUGAAGUUGGACCCCAUCCAGCACUCAAAGCCCCCGUCAUGGAGACGAUUAAAAGAGUUACCGACAAGGAGACUCCAUAUGUAUCGAUGUUGAGACGUGCAGUAGCUGACGUGAAAGCCGCAUCAUUGGCCGUGGGCUUGGUCUGGGAACUUCUUGGACCUCACCGUGUUGACCUUGGCGGAUAUCGCCGUUCGUUUGAGCUACCGAAACCUAAAUUACUCAGUGAACUGCCGAAUUACUGCUGGGACCACCGAAGAGAACACUGGAGAGAAUCUCGCAUGUCGCGCAAUUAUCGUCUUCAGGGGCCAGACUCACAGCAGUCGCUGGGUCAACGAAUAUAUGAUUGCCUGUCUCGGGAGACUCAAUGGAGAAAGAUUUUGCGUUUGGAAGAGAUACAGUGGCUGCAGGAUUAUAAAUACCACGGGGAACCACUGCUCUGCGCUGGACUUUUUAUAUCUCGUGCCCUGGAGGCAGCAACGUCUUUCGUCAACCAUAGUCCUGUUUCGCUUGUCGAGAUACGGGACUUGGAGCUCACUAUGCCCUUGAAGCUGGAAAGACAUGACUCGGAAAUUGAAUGCGUAAGCAAAAUACGGGUCUCGAGUGGAGUGUCCAAGUCUUAUUCGGAGUCCGUUAUCGAUCUUGACUUUGCUUGCGAUGCCUCCACUGACUGCGAUGCAAAACUCCAAAGUCUUUGCACAGCCCGUGUAAUUCUUCAUUUGGGCAGGGCUCACACGGAUGAGUUGCCUGAACGAUCCCCGAGGCAACCUUGUCUGACGCAAGUGGACCCAGAUGUCCUGUACGAGCUUUUGGAGCAUCGUGGUCUUGUCUGUGAAGGCCCAUUUCGGGCAAUCAAGACGUUGCGUCGGACGCUCAAUCAUGCUAGCGUAUGCGCUUGUUGGCCAAAAGACACAACCUCACCAUCAUCACUACUCGUCGCUGCCUUUGAAACUGCAUUUCAAACCCUAAUUACAGCAUUCAAUUCGCCCUUGGUGCGAACAAACUGUUCAUUCUAUUUGCCUUCCAGAAUCAAUCGCCUCGCCGUAAAUCAGGAUCUGGUGCAUCGAGUCCUAUGCGAUGCCGCUGACCUGGACAUCGAUGGAUUUAUCAUAUCAUCUGACCCUUGUAAGAUUGAGGGUGACUUUUCAAUCUUCGACUGCCAAGGAAACUCGAUUGCUCAGGCAGACGGCGUGCUCUUGAGGUCUACGAGUGAGCAUAGAUCUUUAUGUCAAAAUAGUCUUUUCUCUCGGAUUGUCUGGGAACGUGAUCCAUUCACAUGCUUUGGGUUGAUUGAUGAGCACCAACCCAAGGAUGAAGAGGAGAUUCUAGCUAUUUCUACAGAAAGAAUAGCUCUGUUCUACGCGCAAAAAUCAUUGUCUGAGAUUGACCCACGUGAAGUCGCAACAUUCAAAGCCCACCACCGUCAUCUGUACAAUGAGCUUGAUCAAGCAGUUCGAGCAGUCAAGAAAGAUCCCCAAAGCACUUUGCUGCAGAUUGAAUGGCUUGGAGAUUCUGACACUAUUGUCAAGAGCCUCACAGAGAGGUUCUCGGGGAGGGCGGAGGUCAAUAUGCUACAAUGCGUCGGCUCACAUUUAGCAUCGUUUCUGCGAGGGCACAAGGCUCCGAGCCUGGGGCAUAGCCACCUCAACCGGUUGUUCUUGGAGGGUCUGGCUUUUAGCUCGACGCACAAACAGCUCUGUGAUACCGUCAAGCGCAUCGUGCACAAGCACCCUCAUAUGCAUAUACUUGAGUUUGGCGCAGGGAGUCGUCCUAUGAGUAUGGCCUCGAAGACUGUGGGUGAUGCAUGUGCUUCAUAUUGCUAUACGUGCAUUUCUCAAGAGCUUGUUGAUGCAGCAAGAAGUGCAUGCAAUGAUUGCACGGACAAGAUCUCAUUCAAGGUUGCAGAUCUCAGAGGGGACCUUACUCAGCAAGGCUUUGGUCAUGCGAACUAUGACCUGGUGAUCACAACUCUUUUGCACUUUGCAACUCCGGACAUUGAGCCAUCAUUGAAGGAAAUUCGGCGACUGUUGAAGCCCGGGGGUUACAUUGUUCUCAUGGAGAUAACAGGUCAGAUGGUGAUGUCCCUGCUCAUUUGUAUGGGCAUGUUUCCCGAGUGGUGGCAUGGCAAUGAGCCGAGACAGCUAAGCUGGAAAGGCGUUUCGCCAAUGGAGAUUGACAGGCACUUGCGCGCUGCAGAAUUCUCGGGCAUUGAUACUGUGACUCAAGAUAUGCCUGACGGCACAGCAAGCUAUCUUUCCGUGGUGGUCUCACAAGCUGUGAACACUACUAUGGACAUGCUUCGUGAGCCAAUUAGGUUUGUGGAUCGUUUGCCUCUGCCGCAGAAAGUAAUGCUCGUAGGAGGUAAGACUUGGGUAGAAUCACGCUUGAUUCAGGGCUUGACGCGAGACUUCGCGCAGUGUGGUGUGGCUGUUAGUCUUAUGGAAGACAUCGAUGAUUUCGAUCCAGUCACUAUAGAAGAUGGACUACCGGUCAUAUCUGCGAUUGAAAUCGAGAAGACGUUACCUCUCAGUGAGGUUACGCCUCGGAAACUGUUGUCCGUACACCGAUUGUUCGAGCGUUCGAAAUCCGUACUUUGGUUGUCAUCCGCGCCUUACAGUGGUCACUCUUUUCACAGUAUCACUCUUGGAUUAGGGACAGUGGUAAUGUCUCAGCAUCUAGAUGCUCGACUGCAGUUCUUGGCUGUGACAGAGCCAGGUGCAAUCAGCUCAAAUGUGGUUCUAGAGGCCUUCCUGCGCCUCUUGUGGUCGCGCCUUCCACAGAUUGCUGGAAAGAAGAUGCUAUGGACACAUGAGCCAGAGAUUCGCUUCGACGGUCGCAGUUAUUUUAUCCCACGCUUGGUCCGGGACGGGAAAAGAGACAAAGGACACAGAACGCAGCUUCUAAGACUCACCGAGGAAGUUUACCCUGAUCAGGUUCCAGUCGAGCUGCGUCUUACUUCCAGCGAAACGGGAACAGUGCGCAUACAGCGUCUCCUUAAACUUCCCUCGCGAGGCGCCGAGACGAUUACUAUCAAGACGCAAUAUUCAAUUCCACUAUUUUCACAAGGCUCCAAAAGACGGUUCAUGUGGCUGGGUGCCACUCAGGACAAAAGUACAACAGUGAUGGGCAUCGGAGAGCACAACUCGUCAGUCAUUCGGGUCCGCCCAGACGAGAUUUACGUUCUGGAUAAGAAAGAUGAGAUUACGCCCGCGGCUCUACAGGCUAUAUCCAGCUUCCUCAUUGCUGAUCUCAUAUCAUCAGCGGUUCAGCAUCCAGGCUCCGUUUUAAUCUACGAGCCCAACGUAAUCUUGGCCGCUGCUCUUCAAGCAAGUCCGCGCUGGCGCAGACGAGAGGUCUACUUUGUGACGUCCACCAGGCGAGAUCAAGUGGGGAGCAGAUGGAUCGGAUUACACCCUCAAGCAACCCGCCGGAUGAUUCAGCAAGCCCUGCCGACAGGUAUAUCAUACCUCGUUGAUCUGGCCACAGGCUGGAGUGGCACGCUUAGGUCAAAUGUUCAUAGCCUUUAUAGCAAUAUCUCGCUAGAUUCAAUGUGCAUCGUGGGCGCGAAGUCUGCUGAGUGCAGGGAGCUACUCACUCGAGCUUAUGCGGAUGCGAAAGCACAUCCCCUGAACCUGUCUUCGUUUGCUCAGCGCACCUACGCGUUGAAUGAGGUUAUCAAUAUGCCGGAAUCUGCCUACACCCAUCCAACAAUUAUUGACUGGACUAAAUCGACCAAGGUCUCAAUUCCGGCCGAAGGUCCCUGUUCUCCUGACAUCUUCUCUCCGAAGAAAAGUUACCUCAUGGUUGAGAUGAUAGCCCCGCUUGGGCUGUCCUUGAUCUCCUGGAUGGUACGACACGGCGCCAGAACUUUUGUCAUCACAAGCAGGACCGGCCAAGUAGAUCGGGAAUGGGUCGAAAACAUCUCCAAGUUUGGGAUAUGCGUCAAAUCGAUGACGAUGAAUGUGUCUCAGAAAGAGUCUUUGUCGCUGGUCUACGACAGAAUUAGCGCCACCAUGCCGCCAAUUGGUGGAGUGGCUUACGGAGCAAUGAGUCUCUCUGCUGAGGUAUUCGAGGAUGAGGCCGUUGAUGACCUCAACAUUGCUUUUGAUAUGAAGAUCAAAGGAUCAUGCUACCUUGAUCAGCUCUUCUCUAAGCCUACCCUGGAGUUCUUCGUUCUGUUUUCAUCGUUAGGGGGUGUAAAGGGCAUCCCUGAGCAGCCUUAUCAGAACGCGGCCACACAUUUUAUGUGUGACCUAGUGCAGAAACGUCGGGCCAAGGGCUUAGCAGCAUCAAUCAUUCAGAUGGGAAUGGUUGUUGAUGUGGGAAUCUGUGCUGGUCAAACCAGACGCGAGCUCGAUCACCUGAUCUGCCAGGGUUAUCUGGCGUUGUCGGAGAGAGAUAUCCACCAUGCCUUUGCGGAGGCCGUGACCGCUUCCGACGCGAAGUCGAAAGAUGGCGCAGAGAUUAUUAUCGGUUUCUCAUCAGUCACGCGACGACGCGACGACCAGGACAUUCCGCCAUGGUGUUCGAAUCCAGUUUUCUCCCAUUUUACCUCGAGUGAGAUGAUCCAUGAAAAGCAAAAAGAACCAGUUGCCACGAAUGUCACCAUCAAAGAAAGACUCUCAGAGUCAAGAUGCGGUGCAGAAGCCCGUGACUUGAUGCUGAGUUUCUUAUCCAGGCGAUUACAGUCCGUGCUCCAACUCGACGCGGAAAGCAUGCGUACAGAUGUCCCACUCCUCGAUCUUGGCUGUGACUCCUUGGUAGCGGUUGAGAUUGGCAGCUGGCUUAAGAAAGAAAUCGGAGUCGAAAUACCAGCUAUUGAUGUGUUGUACAAUACCGCGGUUGGGGUCUGUACAGAUGUUGUUGCACUAUCCCUAGGGCAGAAGUUGCGAGACCAUGAGAACGAUCAGUCUAUGCAGACUGCCAUAAGUAUCAUGACGAGCUCCGACCAAUGCCUUAGCAGUCGAGACCGCGUCAGCUCGGCGACUUCAGAAAGCUCGACCGCCGCAUGUUCUACAUCAAAGGCAGAGCCUGACCUUGUUCUCACUCGAGACUUUACACGCGUCGAGCUCAUGUCUCCAUACCAGUCCCUGAUCUGGUUUGCAGGACAUUACAUGAAAGACCCGACGCAAUACAAUGUUGUGAUAUCCUACAAAGUUGAUGGCUCCUUUCAACUUGAAAGAUUCAAACGAGCGUUAGAGCAAACGGUUUCAAGGCACGAAUCCCUACGCACGUCAUUCUUUAAGGACCAUGUAAGUGGCGAGCUCGUGCAAGGGAUUCUAGGAAGAGCGAGGCCCUUCUUUCAUCAUGUGAAGACCUCGGAUCCGGAAAUCAUUUCCGAAGAAUUCAAGAAGGCGGCGCUUCACAACUGGUCGUUGGAGGAAGGAGAGACCUUCCGAGUCACCGUGGUGUCAGUCAAACCCGGGCGCCACACUGUGAUAUUCAGCUAUCAUCACAUUAUCAUGGCUGGGGUCAGCUGGUCCACCUUUCUCAGAGAAGUUAAAGCCUUUUACGAGAUGAGGCCGCCAACCUUCAAUGCCACAAAGUACAUCGACUACUCUGUAAUGCAGAAUCAGGCUAUUCAGAGCGGUGCAUUCUCGAAGGACAUAGAGUACUGGAAGCGGCGACUCUCACCUUUGCCGGAUGUGAUGCCUCUACUUGGGCUUGCCAAGGUGAAAUACAGAACAGCCACGGACAACUACAAGGCGCAUACGACUACGCGUACAAUCGGGCGAGAGCUUGCAGAAAGUGUUCGAAACUCGAGUCAAAGACUUCGGGGCACGGCGUUUCAUUACUACUUGGCGACGCUCCAAAUUCUUUUUGCAAAGCUGCUGAAUAUUGAGAGCAUGUGCAUCGGCAUGAGCGAUGCGAAUCGAAAACAUGAGCAGUACCUCAACACGGUUGGCUACUUUGUCAAUCUGUUGCCUCUGCAGUUCCGGAUUGUGCAGGAUGAUAGCUUUGCUAGUGUGUUCCAGCGAACGUCACGCGAUGUUCUCUCGGCGCUGUCGCACUCGUCAAUGCCCUCGAAUCUCGUCGUUGACCACCUCGACAUUCCGCGAACCUCAACGCACACGCCACUGUUUCAGGUGGCCAUCAACUAUAGAGUAGGGGAGAUUACUGAGAUGUCUGUGGAGGAUUUCAAAUUGACCUACGAACGUAGCGUCAUGGGGAACGCACCGUAUGACAUGUCCUUUCACAUCACUCCUACGGCGCUCGGAACCUGCAUCUUAGAUGUCACCUGUCGAGAUUACCUCUACAGUCCCGAGGCUGCAGGGCUGGUCCUGGACAUGUAUAUUAACCUGCUAGCUGAAUUUGCAUCCAACUCUUCCCUGUCAGUACAGCAAUGCGCCCUGUUCUCGAGCAAUAGUGAUGAAACCCAUUUGUCCGUCCGCCGGGGCACGCGGAUCCGUCAUCGAUGGCCGGAGACGUUGUCGGCACGGUUCCGCACAAUUUUACAAAGCUGCGCCGACAGGACCGCCGUCAUUGAGGAAAAAGAAAGAUACACAUACUCUUGCUUGGACACGCGUAUGGGCUUCAUAGCGAAUGCUCUCACUGAAAGAAGAAUCACCCCCGGAACAAAGGUCGCGGUUCUCUGCCAGCCAUCCCUGGAUUCGGUGGCGAGCCUGCUAGCGAUUCUUCUCACCGGCGCUGUCUAUGUACCUCUCGAUCUCAGUAGCCCAAUGUCGAGACAUAGUGCCAUUAUAGAAGCCUCGGGCACAGAUGUGAUACUCUGCUCGGCUACGACGCUUAAUUCAGCCUCCACUCUUGGUGUGGCGACUAUCAUCAAUGUGUCUGCGGCGCAGGAGCACUCGGACCCGACGACAGAUUUCAACCGUGAUGGUACGUCUCCAUCAGUCCUACUGUAUACCAGCGGCUCCACAGGCAAACCGAAAGGGGUCUUGCUCUCGCAAGUUGGCUUCAUCAAUUACCUCGCCGCAAAGGCCGAGGAACUUCACUUGGACUAUAAUGUCACCGUCUUGCAGCAGAGCUCCUUGGGAUUUGACAUGGGGCUUGCUCAGACACUUAACGCAAUCAUGAAUGGAGGGAAGCUCGUCAUCGUCCCACAGGCGGCGCGAGGAGACCCUAUCGAGGUUGCCAAGUUAAUCCGGCGGGAGAAGGUGACAUUCACGCUUGCCACGCCGUCCGAGUACAUGGUUAUUCUCCAGCACGGAUGUAAGUAUCUAGAGGACUACACCUCAUGGCGCCACGCCUGCCUCGGUGGUGAACCAUUUACAGACCAACUGAAGCGAGAGUUUGUGCAACUGGGCCACAGAUGUCCUGUUGUUCAGGAUUCCUACGGCGUAACAGAAAUCUCUGCUUGCACGACUUUCGAGACCAUGAACGUGUCUCAGCUCAAGGAAGCGCGCAGCGUCGGGAAGCCCAUCCCCAACACUUCCAUAUAUAUCCUGGGUGAUGACGAUAAUCUAGUGGGAAUUGGUGUGCCUGGCGAGAUAUGUAUCGGUGGAGCUGGAAUAGCCCUUGGGUACUUGGACGAAGAACAAACGCGGUUGAAAUUCGUCGAGGACCGGUUUGCGAGUGAAGAGGAUAUUGCUCGGGGGUGGACUCGGAUGUACCAUACUGGCGACAAAGGCCGCAUGCUUCAAGAUGGCUCACUUAUCCUUCUCGGUCGUAUGGACGGAAACACGGAGAUCAAACUCCGUGGUCUUCGAAUUGACCUGGACGACGUGGGAGCUACAUUGGUGAAUUGCUCUUCGGGCAUGAUCUCGGCUGCUGUUGUUUGCGUCAAGGGUGAUGGUGAUUCCAAAUACCUCGUGGCUUAUGUUGCGAUUGCCCCCGGCCGCACGAGUACCGACUCCGACCUUCAACGGCUUGCGACCAGUCUUCCCCUGCCACAGUACAUGUGUCCUGCGCUGGUGGUGCGCCUGGACAAUUUACCACGGACCGCGAAUGGCAAGGUCGACCGAAAGGCAAUCGAGGCUUUGCCGGCUUCGAGCGCAAAUGGACCAUCGCAGGAGAACAGGCGUUUGACCUUGGGUGAGGGCGAGCUCAAGCUCCUUUGGAGGGGAAUCUUACCCGACAAGCCUCAGAUCCAGCCCGAGUCGGACUUUUUCAUGCUCGGGGGGAAUUCUCUACUCCUGAUCAAGCUCCAAGGUGCGAUUCGCACUUCCAUCGGGGUGCAUAUCACACUUCGCGAGCUGUACGCUGCAAGUACUCUAUCCAGCAUGGCGCUUAAGGUUGCCUCACGGAAGGCUGAAACCCCAAUGGCAACGAUCAACUGGUACGAGGAGACAGCUGUCCCGGAAGCGAUACUCCAAGAGACAAGCUCGCGCUCGGAGCCGCGCCGCUCCAGAGAAUCAGCAGGCAUUGAGAUCAUUCUGACAGGGGCGACUGGAUUUCUCGGGAGGACAAUCCUACGAGCCCUGCUUCAGAAGUCCGAAGUCAACAAGAUUCACUGCCUUGCCGUGGAGAAGGGUCAGGAUGACGUGCUCCCGUCAAGUAGUAGUGUCGGGGUCUACUAUGGCAGCCUCCUCGAUCCCACCCUGGGACUGUCCACCGCCGAGUCGGACACCCUGCAAUCGUGUGUCGAUGUAAUCAUCCACGCGGGGGCGCAUGGACACUGUCUCAACACUUAUCGCUCCCUCCGAACGCCUAACCUGAGGUCCACGCACUUCCUCGCGGGGUUUGCGUGUCGAGCCCGAAUCCCCCUGCACUACGUCUCCUCCCCGCGUGUCAUCCUUCAAUCAGGCCAGACAUCUCUGGGCCCUAUCUCCGUCGCGUCCUACCCGCCGCUCGCCAGCGGCUCUGAGGGAUUUACGGCUACGAAAUGGGCGAGCGAGGCUUUCCUGGAGCACCUCGCCGACCGAACCGGAUUGUCCGUCUACAUCCACCGGCCAUGCACCCCGAUCGGUGAUAACGCACCAGACCAGGACGCCCUCAACUCCUUGCUUCAUUUCUCGGACCGCCUCAGCGCCACUCCCCGACUCACCAACAUGGGCGGGUUCCUCGACUUCCAGAAAGUCGAGAUCAUCGCCGAGAGAAUUGCCUCGGAGGUGACGUCAUCGGUAUCGGACAGCACAUCGCCUUCUUCAUCCUCCUCGUCAUCGUCUGUUCAUUUCCGCCAUCACACGGGGAAUGUCAGAAUCCCAGUCAAGAGCUUCAAGGGAUACAUGGAGAAAGUCCACGGUCGCCCGUUCGCGGAGCUGGGGCUGACAGAAUGGUCGGCGAAGGCGCUGGAGUUGGGAAUGGAGCCGUUGAUCCCGGCCUUCUUAGAUGCGGUGGCGGAGAGCUCGGAGACGAUGUAUUUCCCUUUCCUUGGGGAGGAAUCUGACGGGUAG
Aspergillus aculeatus ATCC 16872 is the source of this 11811-nucleotide messenger RNA. RefSeq lists its product as uncharacterized. The transcript has a single exon. The record is from RefSeq and is a predicted model, not a curated record. Lineage: Eukaryota; Fungi; Ascomycota; Eurotiomycetes; Eurotiales; Aspergillaceae. The coding region runs from base 1 to 11811 and encodes 3936 amino acids. Gene Ontology annotation, biological process: fatty acid biosynthetic process; secondary metabolite biosynthetic process. Gene Ontology annotation, molecular function: fatty acid synthase activity; 3-oxoacyl-[acyl-carrier-protein] synthase activity; phosphopantetheine binding.